Molecule: messenger RNA, 771 nt
Organism: Homalodisca vitripennis (glassy-winged sharpshooter)
Lineage: Eukaryota; Metazoa; Arthropoda; Insecta; Hemiptera; Cicadellidae
Exons: 5
Coding region: 1-771 (256 amino acids)
Biological process (GO): proteasome-mediated ubiquitin-dependent protein catabolic process
Cellular component (GO): SCF ubiquitin ligase complex
Source: RefSeq, a predicted model, not a curated record
AUGGGUUCAAUAACAGUGGAUCAAGCUCCCCCACUACAUAAUUGCCCCGCCCACUCCUCUUACCCCCACCAUCGGCAGCGAGACCUCAGAGACCACGCCGAACUUGGUCAGUCUCUCUUGAGGAGUGAUACUGUGCUUGUCGUACGAGUUUUAACAGCGAAGACCAUGCGUCCCAACAACUUGAUUAGGCGGCAACGCUCAAUUAGAAAGUGGCGGAGGAUCAGCUCUUCUGUCAGGAGUAGAAGAUUGGCGGUGAGCCGUGGGGAACUGAGAAGGCAGGUUCGCCAUGAACCAGGACUUUUCCCCAUCCUGUUGCUUCUGGCGAACGUUACCCUUGAUGAUAUAUUACCCGACGAACACUACGACUUGGGGGCCGAGGACGAAGAUGUUGGAGCAGCCGCUGCCGCUGCAGAUGGAUUGGAAGAAUUCCUACUUCCAGAGCGUGUCAGGAUGCUGGUGGAGACUGAAAAGUCGCCUUCGUUCUUCCAAGAGCUGGAGAAAUACGCCUGGAACCCGCAAGAUUGUUCAAGGAACAUCCAUUUCAAGGAGGAGUUCCCGCUAACUUGCUUCCGGUCAACGUCCACCGGGGCAGCCGAUGCCGUGAGGGGAAGAGUUGGAUUCAGCCAGGGAAUCCACAUGUGGGCGAUCCACUGGCCUGCUGAGCUCCGUGGCUUGCACCCUAUGGUGGGUGUGGGUACAAAAGCCGCUGAUCUACACGGCAACGGAAUCAAUGUAAGUUCUACAUGUCUACAACACAGAUUAUGUGGAUAA